Molecule: messenger RNA, 772 nt
Organism: Neltuma alba
Lineage: Eukaryota; Viridiplantae; Streptophyta; Magnoliopsida; Fabales; Fabaceae
Exons: 3
Coding region: 192-473 (93 amino acids)
Source: RefSeq, a predicted model, not a curated record
AAACAUCCUCCUAAAUAAUAAUCUCAUGAGGUGGAAAACCUUCAAAUGAUCCGAUUCUUAUUACUUAAAAGUGAAAAAUAAUAAUAAAAGCCUAAACCUUGGUAAAACCCUAGCUCCCUCUCUGGAUUCUCUCCACACGGGCUCUCUCUGAAAAGGCUCUAAUCCUCGGGGAUUUUGGUGCUGGUGUUCAAAUGGCCUCUCGUUGUAGAUCUCUGUCGCAACCAGCAUUCUCUCUCAUACGAUCUACGAUUUCGAAACCAUCAAGCAAGCCCAAGUCCUCAGCUUUUCUCAACCACACUCGUUCGUCUGCUACAUUGCCGAGGGCGGUUCCUCAUCUUGGUUGCGUGCAGUCCUUGCUUCCCCUCCACUCAGCAAUCUCCUCAGCUCGCCUCACCUCUUGUCUUGGUAUAGAUUCAAGGAACUCCAGGUCGUUGACUCAGGGUAUGCUCUGCAGUGCCAACCCCGGAGUUUGAUAUCUCGAAUAUUUUUUAUUUGGUAUUUAAAUGGGCCUCAGCACACCUCGAUAAGAGUUUUAGAAGACCAAUGAUUGAUGAGCUAUAGUCAUCAGUCCCGCUGCUGGGAUGCUUUUUGCAGUGAACUGUUUAAUUUUUGUUGAACAUUUCAGUACAACGGGUGCAUAGUUGGAAGAAUCCUUCCAUAUUCCUGUAACUAUGGCCGUGGAUCCCUGAAAAUUCUUAUUCAAUCCAGGUUCAAUUGUUUUUAAGAGAUUGACUUCAGCUGAUCAGUAACAAAUAAAGAAUGCGUUCAUGCA